AUUUAACUACGAAACUAUUUGUAUGACCUAGAUUGUGUUACAUUUACAUGAUAACGUUUAUAAACACGUCAUAUUAGCCGAUAGAUCUAGCUGUUACGGAUAUAUUUAUAAAAAUGCAUUUAAUACUAAAACAGAACGUUUCAGAAAAAUGAUAUAAACUGUUCAACAACAUAAUUAUAUCAUAAACUUAAAAUUGAUUUCAAAGCGAAAGAGGAAGUAAAUGAUUUAAAUGGCGACUGGUGGAAAUGAACUCGCCUCUGAUGAAAUUGGAGACUUUCAAUGUUUAACUUGCACUAAUAAGACCGCUGUGAAAUACUGCGUUGAGUGUCAAGGUAACUGUUGUCAAGUAUGUGUUGAUACACAUUCACGCUUUCCUACUUUGAAAGGACACACAUUGCUAGACAAAUCAAAUUGUCAGACGCCUGGAGUACCAGCAAAAUUACCAGAAGUGCCAACAGAACGAUGCAGAAUUCACACUAUCAAACUACUUGACAUGUACUGUAAGGACCAUGAUGAGGUUGGUUGCACAACCUGUAUGGCUCUUGAUCACAGAUCAUGCAUCAAUGUUCAUUCCAUUCCUGACGAUAUUGACAGUUUAUUCGAAGCAUCUGACAUAAAAGACAUCAGCCAGAAUUUACAACGCAGUAAAGAAGCGUUUCUGAACAUAACCCAGAAGAAAGACGCACUCUUAGAAGGCUUAAAUUCCUCAAAGACGGAAGCCAACACAGCGGUAGACGAUUCAAGAAAGGAAAUCGUCGCUAUUGUUGACAGUCUUGCAAACAAGUCGAAGGAAGAAAUUGAGAACUUAUAUCAAACCACCAAGACCCUUGUUGAAAAAGAGCGCAAAGAAGCAAGUCAUUACGUUGGUGAUCUCGAAAAAUUUGCAGAAGACAUACAAAGAUCUGAUGGAAAUAAAGCGCAACAAUUUGUCUGCAUGAAAAUUGCCAAUCGGAAAAUCAAAGAUGCAAAGACAGUCGAUCUGUCACUUGACUCUGAGACAGAAGCGAAAGUUACAUUUUCAAUGGAUUCGAAUUUACAGGUGUAUUUCCGAACAUUGAAGGAAUUCGGGAAAGUAACCAGUCUAGUGUCUAAAGCAGAAAGAACUGAAGUUUAUACAGUAGAAAAAUGCAAAACUAUCAAUGUAAAGUUACAAAAGGAUUCGUCUUCUUGCCAGAUAUUUGGCUCAUGUUUAAAUGAAGACGGGCCAGUGCUUCUGGUGGAUUACAACAACAAGAAAUUGAAACGCGCAAAUAUUACAAAUAUGGCAGUUGAUGGAUACUGUACUUUUGACAACUAUCCGUAUAGUGUCUGUUGUACAAGUCGGCAAGAGGCAGUCGUAACAUUCUACUCAUACACACAAUUUAUCCAGUUUGUCACCAUUGGUGAUCAGCUAACGCUCUCAAGAAAAGUUCAGACCAAUCAUCAUUGUUUAGGUAUUGCUUUUAAGGAAGAUAGACUGUAUAUCACUGAUAAUUCCAAUACCAUCUAUAUACACGAUAUGGCAGGUAACGAGUUACAAGCGAUAUCACAGGAUAGUUCUGGCAAUGGUCUGUUUAGUUGCACCAGACAUAUUGCUUUUAAAGACGUCACGCAGGGUGUAUUUGUUGCAGACUGGUACAAAGGAGUUAUAAUUCUCGAUAAACAAUUCCAACCAGUAGCAACAUUCAUUGAUUCAGGAUUGUCCAAUGCGUCAGGGGUAUCUACAGAUCGUAAUGGAAAUAUCUUUGUAUGCGGGUACAAUUCAGAUAACGUAUUACAGACAGGAUAUGAUGGCAAGAAGAGAGGUGUUGUAGUAGGGCAAUCAAAUGGAGUUCGACACCCUCAGUCCGUUCUCUUUGAUCCAGUAGGGUGUAAACUAGUUGUUACCCAAAAUAAUGAUUUUGUGAAUAUCUUUUACCUUAAGUAGUUGAAAAAUUUGAAAAGAUACAUUCAAUGGACAUAAUAUAUAUACGGCUAAUGUAGUGUUUCUGCCUGAUCUACUCCUGUGUAGUAUAAGGGGAAAUGUUUAUUCUAAAGAUUUCAAACAUGUUACCUGUAGAGGUUAUAGAUAAUUAGAUGUACGAUAUCUUAUUGCUUCUGUUUAUCAUAUAAUAAUUAAUUGUAUAUUUGUCAAACCUUCUUAACUGACAAUCCUGCAUCUUUAGCCGUUUGUUUGCUCCCAUCUGUUUAUAGUACGAGAGUCGCCAGAUGAAUUAUACAAAUUAAUUAUGCUUAAUCAGAAUAAUUCUGAGGAGGCUGCUCAAGUUGCUACAAUAUUUCAAUAAAUUAUUAGGAAUAUGUCAUCACACUCAUCCAAAGUUUGUGAGAGAAAAAAAAGCUGUAUUUGAUGUUUCUUAUUACACGUAUUCGAAAAUUAUAUAGAAUGAGGCUGACAAGUUUCAAUCUACUCCUUUUUCAUUAAUGACAUGUAAAUUCAGUAUGAUUUGUAAACAUGUAUAAUAAUGUAUCGUUGUUAUCAUUUUAGCCUACCCGCUAUACUGAUGCUUCAAUUUAUUAUGCCAUUACUAUAACAACUGCCUGAUAAAGGCUGACUGAGAAAAGCAGUCUUUCUCAGGUCAGUGACCUGAGAACACCUUAAAUUGUGUAAAGUCCAAGGACAUCAGAUUGUAAGAGACCGGCCUUCUUUAUUGUAAUGCACGGAUAAGUUAUCGUAUAUUCAGUAAUUCGUGCUCCUAUAAAACAAAAAUUAGAAGUUGUUAAUAAUGGCAUGUGAAAUAGAAUAAGAGGUUACUGUCUUUUGAGAAAGGGAUUUCUCAGACUCGGCUAGAUAUGGUCCGGAAGGAACUCGGGUAGCCUCUCUCAUUCCAGAACCAUAUCUAGCCUCAUCUGAGGAACUCUUUUUCAAUAGACAGUAACCUCUUAUUCUUUAUAUCUUAUUUAAAGUAAGAUACUUUUUAUGUCAUGAAAUAAAUGUGUAUUAAAAUAUAUAAAAAUACAGAAUUAAAAGUCCAUAAAAUGCAUGAAUGAAAUGUGGACAUAUUUCUUUUUGUAAUGUUUCAUAAGCUACUUUAGAUAACUAACGGCAGAAUAGUUAAAUAAAGAUAUAAUGCACAACUAGGCAUUGUGUUGCUAUUUGAUAAAAAUCGUUUUAAAGACUUGUUAUUUUUUAUUCAAAUUGUGUAAUUUAAACAAGAGACGCAAAAGUAAACUCAUUUUGUGUAUUGAAUCUCAUAUUGUCUUAAAGAAUCGAAAAUUGCAUAGACCCAUGAGGUGGGAACAUUUCUUAAAACAUAUCCUAAAAUUGUAACAAAACAUGUUUUAUGAUCGCGACUUAUGUUUAGCUCGUUUUGAAAUACUUAAUAUAUUAGUUUGUUAGUUAGUGGAUGAGGGGUCCAGAC
Messenger RNA from Mercenaria mercenaria, 3338 nucleotides. RefSeq lists its product as uncharacterized. The record is from RefSeq and is a predicted model, not a curated record. Bases 230 to 1906 code for a protein of 558 amino acids. NCBI's taxonomy places the organism in Eukaryota, Metazoa, Mollusca, Bivalvia, Venerida, Veneridae. Gene Ontology annotation, molecular function: zinc ion binding; ubiquitin-protein transferase activity. Gene Ontology annotation, biological process: positive regulation of DNA-templated transcription. Gene Ontology annotation, cellular component: chromatin; nucleoplasm. The transcript is spliced from 2 exons.